Molecule: messenger RNA, 3119 nt
Organism: Xenopus laevis (African clawed frog)
Lineage: Eukaryota; Metazoa; Chordata; Amphibia; Anura; Pipidae
Gene: trpv4.S
Product: transient receptor potential cation channel, subfamily V, member 4 S homeolog
Exons: 16
Coding region: 451-3057 (868 amino acids)
Biological process (GO): actin filament organization; monoatomic ion transport; transmembrane transport
Cellular component (GO): plasma membrane; membrane; cilium
Molecular function (GO): calcium channel activity; monoatomic ion channel activity
Source: RefSeq, a predicted model, not a curated record
GUGUUUUGGAGGGUCUGUAGGUGGGGCUGUUGAGCAGUGGAUGAGUGAAUGAGGGUGGAGGCAUUUGUGCUGGGCAGGUGGAGCUAUAUCCACAGACUGUCUAAGAUUCUCUUAUAGUGAAUGGGUGUUCAGUUAUAACAUGCACAGUUAUGAGGUUGUACUGAAACGCCCUUGUGGAGUGAAUACAAAAGAACCUUUCUGCAUGUGCCUGCUCUUACAUGACUACAUUUUCCUUAAUAGCUGCCUCACACACAACUUUUUGGGCUGCUCCACGUACUGCCAUAUACUGUAGCAUCAACUGAGACGUCGCGCUGUGAUCCACUGCUCAGAUCUGCCUCAUACACUGCCUGUUAUUGCUCUCACUCAGCUGCCUGUUACUGGAUCUAAGAGCCGGAGUGCAUCUGUGCCCUGCGCCGCCAGAGUUUAGAGCAUCAGUACCAGGUGUAAAAUAUGGCGGAUCCCUUACACCACCUCAAACCUAAUGCCUCUGUUGACAUUGAUGAUUACCAAGGGGAUGAUGGCUCCGCACAUAAUGACAGUUUUCCGCUAUCAUCUCUUGCAAACCUGUUCGAAAAUGAGGAAGGUUCAGCUCCCAAUGAAGGGGCCCGAAGUCCCCAUGUUCCAGAUAAUAAGCAGAACCUUAGAAUAAGGUUUCAAGGACAAUUCAGAAAAGGUAUAUCCAACCCCAGGGACCUUCUGGAAUCCACCAUUUAUGAAUCUUCUGCACCUAAAAAAGCCCCCAUGGACUCAUUGUUUGGUUAUGAAACCUAUCACCAUCACCCUACAGAAAACAGGCGGAGGCGGAAGAAAAUACUUUUAGAAAAAGAGAAUUUGAAAUCACAGGCUUCAAGUCCUGAUCCUCCGCCUCCAGUCAUAAAAUUGUUUAAUAGGCACAUCCUUUUUGACAUUGUUUCACGAGGCUGCACAGCAGAACUGGAGGGAUUCCUACCUUUCUUGUUGGCUCAGAAGAAGCGCCUGACAGAUGAAGAAUUUCGAGAAGCGUCUACAGGGAAGACUUGUUUGCCCAAAGCUCUUAUGAACCUGAACGACGGCAAAAAUGACACCAUCCCCAUGUUAAUUGACAUUGCUGAAAAAACUGGCAAUCUGCGGGAAUUUAUUAACUCACCCUUCAGAGAUGUUUACUAUAGAGGCCAAACAGCUCUUCACAUAGCCAUUGAGAGGCGCUGUAAACAUUAUGUUGAGUUGCUGGUGGAGAAAGGGGCUGAUGUUCAUGCUCAAGCCAGAGGGCGUUUCUUUCAACCAAAGGAUGAAGGUGGAUACUUUUACUUUGGUGAGCUUCCUCUUUCCCUUGCGGCUUGCACCAACCAGCCUGAUAUUGUUCACUAUUUGACGGAGAACGUUCAUAAGAAGGCAGACAUACGCCGUCAGGAUUUACGUGGUAAUACAGUUUUGCAUGCCUUGGUCGCUAUUGCAGACAACACACGGGAAAACACCAAAUUUGUCACCAAGAUGUAUGAUCUUUUGGUCAUUAAGUGUGCUAAGUUGUAUCCUGACUCUAGCUUGGAGGCAAUCUUCAACAAUGACAGCAUGUCGCCUCUCAUGAUGGCAGGAAAACUGGGAAAAAUAGGGAUAUUCCAGCAUAUCAUUCGUCUUGAAAUAAAAGAGGAAGAGGCUCGGCACCUCUCACGAAAGUUCCGAGACUGGGUAUACGGCCCUGUUUAUUCUUCUCUUUAUGACUUGUCUAUGUUGGAUACCUGUGGGGAAGAGGUUUCUGUACUGGAAAUCCUGGUUUACAACAGUAAAGUUGAGAACCGCCAUGAGAUGCUGGCAGUGGAGCCCAUAAAUGAACUUUUAAGAGACAAGUGGCGGAAGUUUGGUGCUGUUUCUUUUUACAUCAGUGUUAUUUCUUACCUCAUUGCCAUGAUCAUCUUCACGUUAAUUGCAUAUUAUCGGCCCAUGGAAGGCACACCCCCUUACCCUUACAGAACAUCAAUGGAUUACAUGCGACUUGCAGGAGAGAUCAUUACUCUGCUGACUGGGGUAGUCUUCUUCAUUACUAAUAUUAAAGACCUUUUUAUGAAGAAGUGCCCUGGAGUAAAUUCUCUAUUUAUUGAUGGAUCUUUUCAGCUGCUUUACUUCAUCUACUCUGUGCUGGUCAUUAUCACAGCGGUGCUAUAUUUCGUUGGUAUCGAAUCUUACCUGGCUGUUAUGGUGUUUGCCUUGGUCUUGGGAUGGAUGAAUGCUCUAUACUUUACGAGAGGCUUGAAGCUCACUGGGACAUACAGCAUUAUGCUUCAGAAGAUCAUAUUUAAAGAUUUGUUUCGAUUUCUGCUGGUGUACCUGCUCUUUAUGAUUGGAUAUGCAUCAGCUUUGGUGUCCUUGCUGACUCCCUGCACCGACCUGGAGAUCUGCCUUGAAGCAAAUCACAAUUGUACUGUUCCAGAAUAUCCAUCCUGCCGGGACAGCAGCACAUUCAGCAAAUUCCUGCUAGACCUCUUUAAACUGACCAUUGGGAUGGGAGACCUAGAGAUGAUCAACAGUGCCAAGUACCCUGCUGUCUUCAUCAUUCUGUUGGUGACAUACAUCAUCCUUACCUUUGUUCUCCUCCUUAACAUGUUAAUCGCUUUAAUGGGGGAGACUGUUAGUCAGGUGUCCAAAGAAAGCAAGCAGAUUUGGAAACUGCAGUGGGCUACCACAAUCCUAGAUAUAGAGAGGUCAUUUCCAGUCUGUAUGAGGAAAGCUUUCCGUUCAGGAGAAAUGGUCACAGUUGGAAAGAAUUUGGAUGGCACCCCAGAUCGGCGCUGGUGUUUUAGGGUAGAUGAGGUGAAUUGGUCCCACUGGAAUCAGAAUCUUGGUAUCAUUAACGAGGAUCCUGGCAGAAAUGACAAUUAUCAGUAUUACGGUUUCUCUCAGACUGUGGGCCGCUUAAGGAGAGAUCGAUGGUCUGUGGUGGUCCCUCGGGUGGUGGAGCUUAACAAAGCCCCCCAACAUUCAGAAGAUGUUGUGGUGCCUCUCGGACAUAUGCCACAAGUCCAGUCUUAUAACCAAAGACAGGAAAAUGCUCAGAACUGGAAACAAGAUGAAAACCACAUCUAAAUUAACGUGUCACCACGUAUAGCACUUAGCCAUAAACUCCCUCUUUGGAGGUCCAACACUAA